AUGCAAUCCGAAUUAGAUUUAUUAAAACAACGCAUCACUGAGCUCGAAGCUGAAAAUAUAGAGCUUAAACAUGAGAAUACAAAAUUAAAGCAGAUUAUAGAAGAAAAUGUUGGGUUUAAAGCCAAAAUCGUUAAGCUAGAACGAGCCGUUGAUAAAAUCGAAAAGCGGGACCAAAGUAUUAGCAGAGCUAGCAAGGCUAAUAAUGAUUCUCCAACCAAUUCAUCAUAUCUCAAUUAUCUACUCCACCACCUAUCGAGGAUCACCCUGAUAAGGAUUAUAGCGACACUUCGAAGUCGCCCAAGUUGUCGUAUGAUGCAAAAACCACCAGAAUUGAAAUGA
This is a messenger RNA of Racocetra persica, 339 nucleotides long. Lineage: Eukaryota; Fungi; Glomeromycota; Glomeromycetes; Diversisporales; Gigasporaceae. The record is from the annotation of a GenBank genome assembly.